CACGCUAUUAAAAAGAGAAUUGGUAAGAGAGAGUGUCUGUUUGAUGUUUCUGCUCUGAAUCCUUAUAUUCAUGAGUGGAAAAUUAAAGUCAAAAUUUUAAGAAAGUUCACAUGUUCUUUCACUGGAUACAAGACCUUUGAUUUGAUCUUAGUUGAUGACGAGGGUCAGAAAAUACAUGCCGUUAUGGGUAUUGAAUUCGAAGACAUCUUCUCUAUGAGACUGACAGAAAGAUCAUGGAUAAGUUUGUCGAGUUUCUCUCUCAGUCGCGUGAUUGGAACAUUUAGGCCUACCGAUCAUCGUUUUAUGAUACACUGGAAAUCGACGACUUGGUUUAGGAAUAUCCAACCUAUGAGUUAUGACAAUUUCUUCAAGUUUGACUCUUUUGAAGAUAUUAAAAGCGGCUCUUUGGACACAAAUAUAUGCGGCGAUCUGAUUGGAAGGGUUGUGGCCGUAGGGAAUCAGAAUGACGAAGAACCUCCUGACAAUGAGUGGAAUGAGAUUUUUUUCGACAUCGAAAACAUCGACUUACCGCGCAAGGCGCGGGUACCUGCCCUAGUGCUAGAUACAAUUCACAAUAUAUAUAAAUGCUCGUCAGCAUUUAUAUAUGGUCUUUCAUGACCAAAUAUAUCUAUUUGUAUU
Molecule: messenger RNA, 639 nt
Organism: Arabidopsis lyrata subsp. lyrata
Lineage: Eukaryota; Viridiplantae; Streptophyta; Magnoliopsida; Brassicales; Brassicaceae
Exons: 3
Coding region: 184-618 (144 amino acids)
Source: RefSeq, a predicted model, not a curated record